Messenger RNA from Musca vetustissima, 684 nucleotides. Its product is annotated as farnesyl pyrophosphate synthase-like. Lineage: Eukaryota; Metazoa; Arthropoda; Insecta; Diptera; Muscidae. The record is from RefSeq and is a predicted model, not a curated record. Gene Ontology annotation, biological process: trans, trans-farnesyl diphosphate biosynthetic process. Bases 1 to 684 code for a protein of 227 amino acids. Gene Ontology annotation, molecular function: (2E,6E)-farnesyl diphosphate synthase activity; dimethylallyltranstransferase activity. Gene Ontology annotation, cellular component: cytoplasm. The transcript is spliced from 3 exons.
AUGAAAAUUGCCCAGCUCUCAAUUCGUACCUACGAAGAACUAGUUAAGUCGCAAAACUUUAAAUCUCCCAACCUGAAACAUGCCUACAUUUUGGCAUGGUGUGCUGAAAUUUUUAAUAUUGCCAUCUUAAUAUUUGACGAUGUCCUCGAUAAUGGUGAAAUGAGGAGGGGUAUUCGCUCUUGGCAUCGCCUGGAGUCUAUUGGUCUCAACGCAAUAAAUGAUGCCUUUAUAAUGGAACAAAUGAUAUAUGCUUUGCUUAAGAAACAUUUCUCUCAUCUGGAAUAUCCCAAAAUCCUCCAACAAAGCAUGGACAUCUUCUCGGAAAUUGGUUUAUAUUUCCAAAUACAAAAUGAUUUUCUAGAUUGUUUUGGCAAUAUUCAGAAUAGUGGUAAAAUUGGUACUGACAUUGAAGAUAAGAAAUUUUCUUGGCUGGUCGUUACUUGCCUGGAACUGGCAAAUGAGGAACAGAAAGAAAUUUUAGUGGAGUGUUAUGGUUCUAAAGAUCCCCAUAAAGUCGAAAAAGUGAAAGGCUUGUACAAAGCCCUAGAUUUGCCAAGCAUUUAUUAUACCUAUGAGAAAAAGUCUUACGACAGGACUAAAGCUCUUAUAAAUAACUUAUCGAAUGGAGUGCCACAAGAAAUAUUUUUAGAUAUUUUAAAUAAAAUUUAUCAAUGCGUUUUCUAA